Molecule: messenger RNA, 3813 nt
Organism: Porites lobata
Lineage: Eukaryota; Metazoa; Cnidaria; Anthozoa; Scleractinia; Poritidae
Source: the annotation of a GenBank genome assembly
AGUCCCAGUAAGGUUUUAAUAACAAAAGCCUUAACUUGCACAAGAAAGCAAUACCCUGAUAAUGGUAAAAUGACACCACGUGCAAAUGGCCUACUCCAUUACGUAAGAAUACACUUUCUCACAAACAAGAAAACCCUCCCAGCGCGAACUUCACUCUCUGUAAUAUAAAACGCACGGUUUUUCGCCAACCCUACUGUUAACCUCUGUCCGCAAAGAUUAGCAUCUAUCAACAGGCCCUAACUAUCUGGGUGACCUGUGCUGCACCCAUAAUUCAGUUGUGUCUAAAAUCAAAUAUGGCGAUCUCCAGGAUCUCAGAGGGAUCGAGCAAGGAAUAUUCCAAGAUUCAGGGUUUCUUUGUACAUCGUUAUAAUCGGUAAGCAAACGGUUACAGUGUUACAUUCAUUGGACACUGCAGUACAAAUUGUAUUGCGAAAUCCGUUCUCGUCUCUCAUGGCAGCUGUGUAGUAUAAACCCUUACAAGCUUGUGUUGUUUAUUUCAGGCCUACACAUAAUUAAUCGCUAGGAUAUUUACAGUCAAACGAAAUCGAGCCUUAUAACACUAAUGAAACUCAAGACAAUAUGAAUAAAAUAGUAUCGAACCUGCGUGCUAAAACCGGACCACAACACCUGUUUGAAUAUAAUUUGCAGAAUGUAGUAAAAAAAACAGCAACAACAAAAAAAAACAUAUGUAUUUUAAAAUGAUGUUCCUUCGAAUUCAUUAUCAGUUUUAUGCUUUCUGGAGAUGAUUUCUUGUCAAAGUCAGGUAUUAUUCGAUUGAUUUGAUUAAUAAAUGCCUGUCUCUGUAUUGAGUAUUUGUUACAUUGAAAGAGGAAAUGAAUCUCAUCUUCUACCUGAUUUGAGUUACAUAAGGGACAUAAUCUAUUUUCUCUUGGCAAAUGAUCGAUUUGGUAUCGACCAUGUUCAAUCAUAAGUUUGUGAUUACUUAUUUUAAAUUUAACAAAAUUCUGUCGUUCGUCAUAACGUCUUAGCUGGUAGAGAUAAUCAGAUGUAGAAUAUUCGUCUUUAAAAAGUUUUAUAAAAUUCUAGUUUUUUUGAAUUUUCAAGGCUGUCCCACCAAAAGAAAGAUAGAUUUUCUCUCUCAUUUCUGUGGUAUAUCGUCUAAUUUUAUCAUUAUCUAGACAUUCAGCAUCUAAACUGGUUAGAUUGUAUUGUUCAAACAUGUUUAUGAAAUUGGAAAAAUAUCCUGAAUGUAGAUUCUUUGACAUAAGGAAAGACUGUUUGACUAUAGAGUCAUUAUCUUUGUUGUUGAGGUAAACAAAAUAUUUCAUAAUUUUCAGAUUUAUCGGGAUAAGCAGCGGCAAUCUAUCAAGUUCAGCUCUGCAAGCUAUGUUAGAGGCCUUAUUGUUAACCUCUAAGUAACGUUUACAGAAUUUGAGGUGGACUUUUUCUAUUGGGGAGCUAUCCCAUUUUUUAAAAUCUUGCUUGGUGUACACUCCCCAUACCUCACUGUUGUAACUUAAGAUUGGGAAUACCAUGGUGUCAAAAAUAUGGGAUGCAGUAUUAGGAUUAAGUUUGUUAAGAAUUGUCCGCUUCCGAAUACUAGAAAACGCGUGAAGGGCCUUGUCUUUUUUGAGUGUUCGAGUGCAAGUGUAAAGUUUCCCAUUGGAGUUAAACGUGUACCUAAAUAAGUGUAUUCUUGGACAAUUUCAAUUGACUCACUGCCUAUGUUGAAUUUGAUGUCAAUGGAUUUUUUUGGGCGUUUCUGGAAUAUCAUAAUUUUUGUUUUUUUCGGAUUAAUUUUUAGCUUCCAUUUGUCACAAUACAAGGAAAGCGCAUUUAAACAGUUCUGUAAUCCAGUUUUCGAUCUUGAUAGAAUAACUAAAUCAUCUGCGCAUAAAAAGUGAAUUUAUUUUUUUUUUUCCAUUUGGAAGAACAAAUGGGUCAGAUAAGGUGUUUUUUAAAUAAAUGUGGUACAUUGUUUAAAUAGAGGUUAAAUAAAGAGGGCUUAAAAUACAGCCUUGGCGUACACCUCUGGAAUAUGAAAAAGGCUGUGUUUUGUUUUCACCGAUUUUGAUGGAACAUGUCGAGUUGCAAUAAAGGCUUUUCAUGAGGUUGUACAAGACUAGUUUCCUCCUAUAUUCGUUUCAGAGACAUGGCAAUUGGUCUUGUGUUUACAUAACCCACACGGAAUCAAGCAUGACAUUCCCUUAGCAACAUAACAAUUCAGCCAUUCAGAAUUCAGCUGAAUGCAUCAGAAUGAUUGUUCAUCUUGUGCUGCUCACGCUUGUUCAAAGCAAAACAGAUUAAAAACGCUGUUUUAAACUCACGUUUGGGGGGAGUAAUGAAAUGUGAAAUGGAAUAAUGAAUGUCGGCAUAUAUCAGAAACAAAGUGUGAGUCAUCGAGACACUGUUGCAUUACAAAGCAAAGAUAAUCACAGGAGUACACUGAAACAAAAAACCAUUGACCCUCCAUACUUGUUUGUGUAGCCCAAAGAUUGUUAAUUGCUGCAGUUUAUGUUGGUCUUUUCUGUCUAGUCCACACAUUGAAAUAAAGGAUUCCGUAUCAUAAGCAAGCGAUUAAUCCUUCAAUCUCCACAGCGUGGUACUAAUGUUGUUGGAGAUGUAAACUUUAUUAUUCUCCUAGUUGAUCAGAGAAUUAAACUGUUGGACAUACACAACAAGGUUUUAAGAUUCAUCACAGGCCUUUUCCUCCGACUGUCAAGCAGACAGCUUUUUUGAACAUAUAGACAACCUCAAGAUUGCCUCUUUCAGGUUUAGGGUUCAGUGUUGAUUUUCCUUCUUGAAUCCAGGGGGACCAUUACUUAUGCCACAUUCUGACAGACCACAUAAACAAUCACCGGCAGCAUCUUCUGGGGAAAGGAAGUGGAAACAUUAUUUUUACUUGUGGUACGUAAAUGCUUACAGUAGUCUAUUAUUUUGUGCACUUGAUAUGGGGUGUGCUGAAGUAUAAGCUGUUCACAUAAUGAUAUGCCAGAAUUGAAACCCAUCCCUAAUCUUAAAAGAAGAGCCAAAGGAUCUUUUAGCAUUGCAGCUGGAUCUCAAAGGUGAAAACCACCUCAAGAUCUCACUGACCCUUAAAAGAAUUAUGGGGACUGGUCAAAAAGCCCAUGACAGACACCGCCUCGGUUACAAUAAACAGGGUCAAUAAAGGAAUGAAAGGUAUCAAAUCACAGAAUGUAGUCCCUGCACGAUUUUUGCUCUGUAAAAGGUUGGUAAUGGCGAGAAAAGGUAGAAAAUUCUUCGGCUGGUGUUUUUGUAAGUUCUUAAUCUCACCGAGACUGGUCGGUUGUACCAGAUCAGUAUUGAUUUUAUGCCGUGGAUUUUUUUCCACACAAAAUUAAUGGGGAGAAAAUCGCAAUGUCUAGUUUUUUCCGGCUGCCUAAUCUGCACACACUGCUAAUUACCAGCCCAGAUGAUACAUUCUAAUGGCUAAGACAGAGACUUAAGAUUAAACCAUUUCAUGCCAGAAAUCAAUCUUUUCUCAGUGUAAUGAUUCCAUUCAUCUUCAGUCAAAAGCCUAGAGGACUAGACAUCCUACUAGUACAUUCACUGUAUUAGUGUUAUUUUUUGUAAUUGAAACCAUUCCUUCAAGAAGGAAGUUGGAUUCAAGUUUUGCUUGCACAAAUAAAGGCGAGUUGUUCACAGUCAGAAAUAGGUUGCUCCAGCUUUUAAAGUGCAGUAUAAAAGAAGUUUUAUUGUAUUCAUUUUAUCCACACAGCAACUGUGUACACUGCUAGAGACUUUGCAGAAGAAACCAGUGCCACCCUCCAGUUAGCCAUGACAAGCUUAAGACAGGUUGGAAAUGGGCCAGUGUUUUGCUGUACUAGUUGA